AUGCGAAGAAGAGUGAUGCGCGAGAUUGGGUUCUCGAGACGAAAGAAAGUAAAUACUAAGCCAGACAAGGAGAAACGAACGCAUUCAUCUGAUAUGGCCGAAUGGAUCAGCCAGACUGAUCAAUUGAAUACUUAUUUACCACCUUCACUGGAGAUGGGAUUGGGGUAUCCGACACUAUUAGAUGCCAACGCCCGCCGCAUACUCUCUCACAUGUUCUCCGACUUCAUUACAUCCUAUCUCCGCAUCUACCGCGACAAAUGGUUUCCAAGCACAAUCGGCAAUUCAUCAGUCUUUGACCAGAUGCUGUCAACAUAUGCCAAGCACCUUCUUAACUGGCAGCAAGCUACCACCAGAGACAACAUCAAUAAUGAUCUGAACGAAAUAAUUCUCUCGGGUCAUACAAAGACACUGGUAUACGUUAGAUUGAAUCUAGGUAGUACCGGUGACGAACUGGAAAAAGUUGCCGCGGCGAUUGUGUCGUUGGCUUGUUAUGCGCAUUUAUGUUUGGAUAUGGAGUCUUGGAAGAUGCAUAUGGCUGCUAUAACGCGGAUUUUUGAGAUUAGGAGGGAUUGGAAUCCUAGGUUGAUAGGACUUGUUGAAUGGGUUGAUUCAAUCGGCUCUUAUGAUCUUGACACUCCGCCUAUACUCGAGACGACAGAUCCAGUUGCCCAUGAAGUUGUUGAAUCUUAUCUAUUACCACCAGAUGGAAAUCAAAUAAUCACCUACCUGAACAACAGCCUCGUCUCCCCUGGACUUAUUGACGCUUUCACAGCUCUACAUUCAUUAAACACCCAGCUGAUCCUUCUACAUUCCGCACUCGGAAAGAGUCUAUGGCAAACAAUCACCCCGAUAGAAAUCGACCGUCUCGUCGACCCGGUCGUACGAAAGUUUCUCUCUCCAUCGGCACGGUUAGACUUACCUCUAUCCAUCGGCGCAUGCCUGCGAUCAGGCGCAUUGCUGUACUUGGCCGAGUUUCGACGACGAUCCGGGAUUAGUCCUGUAGUUGUGGAUGGGUUGGAAUUGCUCAAAGAUGAUGUUUCAGCUAUUGACCGAUCACUUUGGAUAUGGUUACUAACGAUUGGGGCUAUAGCAGAAAGGUCAGAUGGAUUCUUUCAUCAGUGGCUGGCAACGGAGAUUGCAGGAUUUGGGAUAAGGUCGUUGAGCGCGUACUAA
Molecule: messenger RNA, 1173 nt
Organism: Talaromyces stipitatus ATCC 10500
Lineage: Eukaryota; Fungi; Ascomycota; Eurotiomycetes; Eurotiales; Trichocomaceae
Exons: 4
Coding region: 1-1173 (390 amino acids)
Source: RefSeq, a predicted model, not a curated record